AUGGAAUCCCGCGCGUCCAGCGCCAUGAAUGAUGCAGGCUCUGGCUCUCCUGUUGAGCCAUCUGGCAACAACUCCAUCAAAGCCGAGACUGUAGCAGAUGAUACACCACAUGAAAUCAUGNNAGGUGCUUCGCAGACUCCAGCUCCUACCAAUACUGAUCAGCCCACCGAAUCAAAUUCACGACAGUCAUCAUCGCGGCCAGUGGAUACUGCAUCGGCACAAAAUUUCUCGGAUGUCGCAAUGGGCGACGCGAUGCCUUAUGGAACACGCUCNGCGCAACCGCCCUCGACCAAAUUAUGCAGAGGAUCAAGAUAUGGAUUUCGAAGUCCCCCCGCCACCAGCNNCAAGCCUGCAUCUGGCAAAAACGCCACGGUCGGUGAUUCGAAGCGGAAUCCACAAGUAAAUGCUGAGACUAAAAAGGCCAAUGUUGAUCCUUCAUUUGUUCGAGUCAAUGGUAUGGACUCGGAUGAGAGAUCACCAUCUGUCUCUGGAAAAGAAACGAUUCCAGGAACCUCCUCUUUCUCGACCGUCCCCCCGAAAAAGCGCAAGGCAGCCGGCGCCGCCAAUACUGCCAUUGUUGCAUCUGGAUCCGGUAACACCACUGCAAAUGCGGCUGCGCAACCCACUACGAAGCGACCGGCAACUUCCAUUCCGUUGGCAAACAUGUCUCGUGAGUCUAACAUGAUGACUUUCGAAAAGUCAAAGGGAGUUUUGAAGAAAGGUGGACUUGUAGCGGACGACGGAACAGUAUUAUACGUCGAUGAUCACGUAUAUCUCGUCUGUGAACCACCUGGCGAUCCUUAUUAUCUCUGCAGGAUCAUGGAGUUCUUACACACUAAUUCUGAUGAUCCGAAAUCUCCCGUGGAUUCGAUCCGGGUGAAUUGGUUCUAUCGUCCACGCGACGUACAGCGACUCAACAACGACAGCCGUCUUGUAUACGGUACCAUGCACUCUGACGUUUGUCCCCUCACAUCCCUACGUGGAAAAUGUCAGAUUCUCCAUCGGUCAGAAAUUGAGAAUCUCGAUGAGUACCGCAAAGGUCCGAAUUGUUUCUGGUUCAGUCAAAUCUUUGAUCGCUUUAUUCGCCGGUUUUAUGAAGUUAUCCCGACUUCACAAAUUAUUAAUGUUCCAGACAAAGUCAAGCGAGCCCUGGAUGAAAGAUGGAAAUUCAUCGCUGUAGAAACCAACAGAGUCAAAGAGCUCACAGCGGCUGUCAAGCUUUGCAAACGGUGCACUCAAUACUGCGCAAGACCUCCCUUACCCAAAAAGCCCACGCGUGGUUUCGCUUGGGCAUGUGGUCCUUGUGGUCGCGCCGCUGAAAGAAGACUCGAGGCACGCAACACUCCUCUUGGUGGCAUCGAUGAAGAAGAAGAAAUCGUCGAAGAAGAGGAAGAAGAUCCAGCGUUGGCAGCGAGCACUCGAGCACCGAGUCCCAGUGGCCCUGAUGUACCUACUGACCAUCACCCUGGUACGCAAGCUGAGAUCGCCAUGGCCAAAAUGUGGCCUUUCAGGUACUUAGGAAUUCACUGCAGAGUUGAGGAUGCGCUGCAGUACGACGAUCGUGCUAUUUACCCGAGAGCUAGCUCGCGUUUGGGACCACGUCAUCAGGCGAAUGUCAACGUGUGGCAUGGCAGGCCUGUCGAACUUGUAAAGCCAGCUGAUAUCAAAAAGCGAUUCGUCAAAGGUGGAGGCCAGAAGAAGGACACAAAACUCACAAAGGAAACUCUUGCUGCGAUUGAAGCGGAUCGGAAAGAACGAGAGAAGCGUCCGAAAUGGGUCCAAGACGAACCUCCUGGUUACGUUCACCGUGGAGAGGAUUACGAUAACGACGACCCGAGGAACACGGCCAGACUUAUGUUCAAAAUGCCAGACGAAGACGACGAACACGCUCCUGCUUCAAGCGAAGCUUUUAUCGACAAAUUUAUGGACCGCGUCAAAGCUACUGCAAAGUCACUCAAGGUCACGACUUGGGGCUCCAAUCUCCAAGACAAAGCGCUUGAGUUAUUGAUCCAAAACAAAUACGACGCAGACAAGGCAAUUGAACAACUUUCCAAGGUCGAUCGCGUCAAGGAUCUUAAGGAACCCAUACUCACACCAGAUGAAUUGAAGAAAUUCGAGGAUGGUGUGACGAAGUACGGUUCAGAGCACCGAUUGGUCCGACUUCAUAUGAAGACCCAUCAUCCUACAUCUACAAUUAUUCGCUUUUACUACCUAUGGAAGAAAACGCCACGCGGCCGACAAAUAUGGGACAACUAUGGCGGCCGCAAAGGUCGGAAGCGCCAGAAUAUGGAUCCUGCUGGUAAACUUCAAGCCGAGGUCGCCGAUGAUUUGGACGAUUCUGCUUUCGACACCGACAAAGCUCGAACCCAGAAGAGAGGAUUCCAAUGUAAGCAUUGUUCUACGCGACACUCUCGACAGUGGCGCAGAGCUCCUGGUGUUACUCCUGGCCAGACCGUACCUUCCGGCGAGGGCAAAGCGAGCAAAGACAAGAGCAAUCGUCUGCUCCUGGCACUGUGUGGAAGAUGUGCCGGACUUUGGAGAAGAUACGCGAUUGUCUGGGAAGACAUUGAUGAGGUUACCAAGAAGGCUGUCCAAGCUGGUGGACGCGCUUGGAAGCGCAAGCUCGACGAAGAGGUUGUACGCGAAAUCUUGGCUUCCAAUGAGGCUGCAUCGGUAGAUUCGACCAUCGUCGUUCAGUCAGUCGAAGGAGCGGAGCCACCCAAGAAGAAGACCAAGGUUGCUUCUGAUGGCGCCGAGAAGAAGAAGGCACCAAAGCUUCCGACGCCACCUCCUCCACCCAUCGUACCCGACCAGCCUAGAUGGAGAGAAUUACCAUGCUUUGUCUGCAACGUCCUCGAUUCAGCAGGCGAACGCCCCAUCGUGUGUUCGCACUGCAAGCUUAGCGUACACAAGAGGUGUUAUGGUCUCUCGACUCAGAUUGUGCCGACUAAAUGGGUCUGCGACCAGUGUACCAACGACAGAACGCCAGCAGUGUCCACUGAGUAUAUGUGCACACUGUGUCCGAUCGAAGAGACGACACAUGAGAUGCUUGAGGCGCCUAGAGUCACUCACAAGAAGAAGUCAGACCGUGAGCGCGAGAAGGAGAGAUUGGAGAAAGAGCUCAUGGACAAUGUGCAACUGGAAUACAACAAGAGGCAGGCCAGUCUCAACCGGCCCAGCAAGCCCAGAGAGCCGCUGAAGCGCACUGAUGGCAAUAAUUGGGUCCACGUCCAAUGCGCGAUUUGGACGCCCGAAAUCAAAUUCAGCGAAGCGAGCCUCUUGGAAAGGGCUGAAGGAUUCAGUGCUAUCCCAUUAGAACGGUACGAGGCGACAUGCAAGGUUUGCAAGAAAAACAACCACGGCGCUUGUGUCUCUUGUCUGCAAUGCCGUGCCAACUUCCACGUUGGCUGCGCGAUCCAGGCUGGGUACACACUGGGUUUCGACGUGACGCCAGUCAAAAGCUCUCGUAAGGAUCAAGUCAUCACAGCAACUAUUGGCGAAGAAACUGGAUCUCUUACAGCCGCCAUCUGGUGCAAGGAACAUGCAAUCAAGACCCCCGUACACCCCAUCAGCGAGGUGGCUGACGACAAAAGUCAAAAUGCUUUACAAGUGUUUGUUGAGAACUACAAGCAGGCGGAUCCAACGCUUACUGGAACUGCCCGAAAGGCAAAUCUGCUCAGUCAAUCGACGAAGCUAGCCUCGCAAGCAGUUUCGGCAAAUGCAGCAGCUAAUCGUCGUAUUUCGACAGCCAGUAACAUGGCACGAUCGGCGCGCGACUCACCAGCAGGAGCUUCCAGGACUGAGGAGUUGGAUGGUACCAGCUCUGCUGAAGAUGAGCCUACAAAGACUUGUCUUAAGUGUCAAACCGAUACCAGUCCCAGAUGGUGGACUGCCGAAGAGACUUUGAAGAGAGUUCAAGCUCAGACUCCCGUUACAACACGCAGUGAUGACAACGUCAAGGGCUACAGAUGCAACAGAUGCCACUUCAAGCGGGUCAAUGCUCCACAAGAAGCAUCGCCGUCACCAUCCGCAACUCGAAAAAGAGUCUCCCUAUCACCCCCGAAACAGUUUCCUCUUCAGAUAGGAUGGGGCACUGGAAUCGCAAACCAAACCCCUCAGCCACAGGUGCAGACUCCAGCACACGCNAGCAACGCCAGUGCAAACAGCAGGGCCAGCUGA
Molecule: messenger RNA, 4179 nt
Organism: Aureobasidium musti
Lineage: Eukaryota; Fungi; Ascomycota; Dothideomycetes; Dothideales; Saccotheciaceae
Source: the annotation of a GenBank genome assembly